AUGGCGGUUAGUAAGCUAUUUUUGUUAUUUUUCGUUGAACUGAUUAGCUAUUUCGAACUCUGCACGAUUUAAAAUCGGCAUAGUCUCGGAGUCUCGUGGUGUUUCCUGUACAUAGCAUACAAAUGCAUGCUAAGAUAGCACAUCACAUUACACGGCAAGAUCGCUUCCUAGUUAGGUUGUUCCACGCUGUGGUUACUCUUUCUAAGUGUUAGGUGGCUAGACUGAAGGUUUUCACAUUGGGGACACAAGGUUUAUUCACCUAAACCAGAUUAAACUCUUGUGGUAACAGAUAACCAGUCUUGAUUUCACUCUCGCAUUAAAACUUUAAGGACUACCGCUAUAACGAAUUAUUAAGUGCUUGUAUGUACAUCACGGAUAUGUCACUCACUACCUUAUGGUGAAAUGCCUGUGGUCUUAACUGAAGUUUACAGGUCGUAAUUCCCUAAGAAUUACUAAAACGCAAAUAAAGAAAAACAGAGAUCCAGAAGGUUAGUGAAUAAGCAAAGAAAUUUACAUUAACUUGGUUGUUCUCAUCACUUUGACGAUUUGACUUGUUAUUAAAAAAUACCAAAUCUACUUAAAUCUGGUGUAAAAUGCUGUAUGAACAUCAUUGAUUACAACACAGAAUUGGUUUGAACCCAGGAUUAACAUUUUAUUGUAUUGUUUGAUCAUCUCUGUAAGAGAAGUCCUUGUUAUGGGUAUUAGUGACUGAUUUCCAAGCAACCUUAGGCUGCGUUAUUAUCAGUGUUAAGUGACAAUUGUGGUCGUUGAAUUGUCAGUCGCCAUCACAGACAACAGUCCUUCUUAUAGCAACUCUCACCAGAAGAUCAGACUGUACGAUCGAAGUAUUUAUUGUAAAAGAACUGAUUUUUCAUUAAAUUACCUACUCAGACUAUGCCCUUAAACCCCAAGCCCUUCCUUAACGGGCUCACUGGCAAGCCAGUUAUCGUGAAACUAAAAUGGGGGAUGGAAUACAAGGGUUACCUUGUGUCUGUGGAUGGAUACAUGAAUGUUCAGGUAAGUUUAUCUUCCGCGAAAUCUUCAGUUUUUCACCAACUAGACUUGUUUUUAUGGGCUUAAAAAAAAUGCUGGUUGGAGAAAACAUGGUAUAUUUAGGUAGGUGCUUAUUUAUGGUAAGCUUGAUUUUGGCAGGAGAAUCUCAGUAUUUUCUUCAAGGCUUAGCAGCCAGCUUUGAUUUUAUAGGACCAAAAAGCUGGGGACAGAAAGAAGCUUUUAGCAAGAGGGGGGGAGGGGUUAGGUUAGGGUUAGGGGGAGGUGAGUAACGGUCUUUAAGAAGGAGAGGGGGAAGGUUGGGGAAAUAUAAAUAAUGGCUACUAAAGACCAUUGAUCUUUUGGAAACUCUGUUUGCAUAUGAACAGAGCUUCCCAUUGGUACAGUUUAGCCAUGCCUUUCAGUUACAAGCUGAACUGUUUCACUUUUCCCUUGCGUGACAAAGAGAAACAGAUGCUGAAUUCUGCAAAGGAGAAAUUGAUAAAAAAAGAAAAGAUGUUUGAAAGUAUGAGCAACCAGGAAACUUUUUGCCAAAGACAGUGAGCUACUCUUACUUCUAGUCAAAGAUAUUUCAAAUAAACAAAACACCAAGAGUAAUUGUUAUUUCAACUGUUUUGGCAGAAUCCAUGAUGAUUUCCCAUAGCAUCAAAAUGUUUAUAAAUACAGUUUUGUAAUAUUCCCUUUCCCCUUCCUUUACUGUUACCUUAACUAGUAAGACACACACUAUAAUUUUUCUCUCUCUUUUAUGUUAUACUGCUACCUAUAAGCCUGGCCUUACCUGGUUUUAAAUAAGACAGGGUACCUCAAUUUGACUUUCUUGAGAGGUCCAGAACACAAACUGCCAUUCAUGGUCCCAACUUUGUUAUAAUGCAAAUAACCACUUUGAGGGAUUUGUAAGCACGUGUAAUCUUCUUCUUUAAUGCUUCCGCUUACAUGGGCUGUGAGCAAAUUUGCUUUAACCCUUUAAUUCCCAGGAGUGACCAACACAGAAUUUCUCCUUACAUUAUCAGUACAACAUCAACCAGCUAGGUGAUGAGAAUAAAGAAAAAUAUGAAUUUGUGGAUAAUUAGUUGAUCUAAUACUAAAUUCUCUGAACUAACGUGAUAAGAAUUGUAUGGUUGGCAGUGAAAAGAAUUACAAAUUUGAUCUGGGAGUUAAAGGGUUAAGCACAUGCUUGUGCAUGUUCAUGUACCGUAGUGUAAUUUGUAUCAUAUACAAUGGUGAAAAAGUGUUUUUUGUUUUUACAGCUUGCUAAUACAGAAGAGUUUAUAGAUGGUGCAUUGACAGGCAAUUUAGGGGAAGUUCUAAUUAGGUUAGUUGUUACCGUAAGAUUGUACUCAUGUGAUGUGAUGUUAGUUGAAGUGGCACUGUCUUUUCCUAGCAGUACAAGGUUAUCUUUGGAAUAGAUCCUUUUAAGAAUGUCCAAAGAUUAUCAUGUUCAUUCUCCUCUUUGUACUGUGUCCUUUUUUAUCAAUUUUUCUAUUAAUUUUAUACAUUAUUGCUAGAUGCCAAUCCCAAAUAUUUAACUCUUUAACUCUCAGAAGUGAUUAACAUGUAACUUCUCCUAAGAGUAUCCCUACAUCAUCCGAACUUACAGCUAAUAAGAAUACACUUACUAAUCAGGCAGAAGAUGUCAUCUUGAUCGAACAACAAAUUCUCAUAAGUAAUUAACAAGGUAAUGUGUAGUUGCAAGAGGGGAGAAUUGACAAUCAGAUCGUGGGAGCUAAAGGGUUAAAGAAACCAUGAGUAACAACUUAGUACCUCUUAUAAUUUGCUGAAGGUGAAUACAUUGCUAUUAUGUUGUUGUUUAUUUUCUUUGUGUAGGUGUAACAAUGUUCUUUAUGUUCGUGGCGUAGAUGAAGAGGAAGAGGAUGGAGAGAUGAGAGAGUAGCCUCUUAGAACUAUUUGCAGUCAGCUUUUUUUGUAUUAUAUUUAUUACUAUGUAAAUUUAGGACUUUCCUUUAAAUUUUAUCCACUGAAAACCCUCUCAUGUG
Pocillopora meandrina is the source of this 3005-nucleotide messenger RNA. Lineage: Eukaryota; Metazoa; Cnidaria; Anthozoa; Scleractinia; Pocilloporidae. The record is from the annotation of a GenBank genome assembly.